CCUGUGGACGCAUCGCACUACUACCCUGCACUGAGAGACGACGUGACGUGUAAGCCGGAAGGCAAACACCCACGCAGAGGACGGAUUGGCUCGACAUAGGACAGAGUGCAAGAGGAGGAGAGAAUAGAAAGAAAGCAAGAGGCGAAACUCGCGGGGCGUGGCGACGGACGAAAUGGUGGCCGCUCGCGAUGAGGCGGCGGCCGCGCAACCAGCGCACGACACGGACUCGUUGCACGUCCAUCCAGGGAGCCCGCAAAGCCCGCCGCCUAUGAGCGCCGGGACAUCGCCAGUACCCCUACAGCCACCGAAUUCGCCUCCUUCAAAUCCUAGCUCUGGCACAGGAGAGACAGACCUGAAGGCGGGUCAUGAUGUGCCCGUGAAUCCAACCAGCAGCGACAACAACAACGAGAAACAGCCGCCACCGCUGCGCUUCACCAUCGACCCGGAUGGCGACCUUACCUUUGACGAAACCACCGUCGACGUGGUCACCGUGCCAUGUCCCGGCGGCCACCCGCUGCGCAGCUGGACCCGAGACGGCCUGCUCGGACGCUACUUUGGCGCCCCGUCCAUGCGCGACACCACCACCGGGGCAAAAGCCGAGUCGGGGACCGGGUCGGGCUCCGGAACGGGCCAGUCGCAGGACGACCGCGGCCCGUCUUGGGUUCGGCAGGGUAUCCGGCGGGAGGCGAACCGCGCGCGCGUUCUCUUGUACGAGCACCCGCCCGUCGACGCCGAGGGCUCCACGCUCGGCACCUUGGCCGACGCGCUGCUGCGGGAGCUGGCGACCCUGAGAUCGCGCGAGGAUCUAGACAACGGAGACGGGCGCGGACAGGCGCAGCGACCCUUGGUCUUUGUGGGACAUAGUCUGGGCGGGCUGGUGGUCAAGAUGGCCCUGUGCAAGGCCACCAGGGACGCGCGGUACGAGGCUAUUGUGCGCGAGUGCUACGGCGUGGCUUUCUUCGGAACUCCCCACCAGGGAUCGAGCUAUUUUGCCAUGCCGAGUCUCGCCACCAGCAUCCAGGCUCUGCUGCAGCUCUCUGCGCCGCUGCCCGCGAGCAUCACGGAUGACCUGCGCGUCGGAAAUAGCCUGCUGCUGCACGUUGAUGAGGACUUCAAGUCCGUGUCCAGCGACGUCCAGGUCUGGACAUUCUAUGAGACCAUAGACUCGCGUCUGUCGGGAGGCAACAGCACCCUCAACAAGGACAAGGACGGCGACGUCUACUUCACCGCGCCCCUCACCUCUAUCAAGUCGGCCAUCCUCGGCAUGCGCCAGGAAAACAUCUUUCCCCUGCAGAGCGACCACGCCAACAUGGCCUCGUUUGGCCGCCACAACGUUCACACUCUGCGUCUCUUCCUGCGUCAGCUCGCCGCCUGCAUUAGCCGCGCCGAUGCCGUGUCCAAGGAUGUCGAUGCGGGGCGCUGGACCCUCAGUCUCGAGCAAAAGGUCAACGUCGAGGUCCACGGCUUUUUCGACGACCCGCCGCUGCCGCCGCAGCUCGGAGGUGACGCCGCCGUCAACGUGGUACGCGCGUGGUCGACCAGGCUGCCCCUGAAGGAGUUCCUCUCCAAGGGUCCCGAGGCGUGUCUGAGCGAGCGCCUCAACGAAGUGGACGGCGCCCCGGAAGAGAGCCGCUUUCUGCGUUCAAGGGGUCGCACGUCUCUUAUCGAGCGUCAGCAAGAGCAGGCCGAGAUGCCCUUUGUGGCCCCCGAGCCCCUGACCAUCAAGAACGCGCUCGGUAUUCAGGACCGCACGGCAGCGGCGCGACAGACAGUCACGCCGGGCUCGCCCAUCAUCCGUCCCAUCGACGUGCUGCCUCCUCCAUCGCGGCAGCCGGGCAGGACGGAAUCCCGGUCCAGUGCACCGGCGGCGGCCACCAGAGGCGCCGGCGGGGGAAGCAGUGUCGUCACCACGCCGCCCUCGAGGGCCAUGUCGCCUCCUACCAGGCACUCAACACCACUCAUGGGCCGCCCUUCGGCACUGAUACGCGCAGACUUUGAACAGGAUCUUGCCGUGGAUAGGCUGUCGCCGCCGAUGCGUCCCCGCGUGGGACGCUCCGUCAGCCGCAGCUUCAGCCUGGGGAGCGACCGCUCGCGCAUCGAGUACAAAGACUUUCCUCCGUUUUCGCAGCGGAGCCGCAGCACGGUCGAUGCGGUCGUGGGCGGCAGUAUUGACGGUGAAUAUGACGACGAAGAGGACGAUCUCGAGGCCUCGCCGCAGCUACCGGAAGCGGUGAUGGCGAUCCGCAAGGCGGUCCAAGGGGCACGAGGGCGCAUUAAGGAGACGGUGGUGGUGGACGAAGUGCCAGUGGCGUUUGUUCGGCCUGAUGUCAAGGCCCGGAGGUUUGUUUGGGUCCAUGUGCCGUUCAACAACCCUACCUGGGUCAAGGAUGUGUUGCAAACGCUCGAGGUGUCGUACAAGAGGGACUUCUCGUCGCUGUACAGCCACGACUUUUGGGCGACGCGGCAUACGCGCGGGCGACACGCGCAGCAUUAUGCCUACUUUGCGAAACCCGGGUGCUACUUUACGGCGCCGAGGACAUUGUCACCUCGUCAGUCCCUAGGCAGCCCGGCGCUUUCGCCCGCCAUGGUCCAGGACUCGCUCUACACAUGCCUUUUCCUGCCGUACCUGCAUUUUGACUCGUACAAGCGGCUCAUCCGUCGACGAGAGGUGAUUCUUAGGAGGCUGGGCCAUGGCCGGUCGCGUCCGGUCCCGGAGCUGGUUGCCAAGUCGGACUCGCUCGAGCUCCAGGUCGUGUGGGAGUAUCUCGGGCAUGACCCGCCGAUCAACUGCCGUCGCACACUGGACCAGUACGGAUAUCCGAGCCUGCGAGACACGCGGUCGCGGGACGACGACCAGAUGCUUUACAAGCUGACCAAGGAGCGGCCGUGCGGACCGGAGCAGCAGGACGGCAGGGGCGGCGUGUACGCGCAGUGGUCGACGGCGGGCAGCGGCGGCGCCUCGGAGAAAGAUGCGGGACAGUCGAGUGGCGCGUCAGGUUGGCGGGAGAGGCUGACGGGUAGAGCACAAGCCGACGACACGCCGGAGGAGGAUUCGCUGCUGAAUGGCAAUGUCCUGAUGGUGGACCAGCUAUGGCUCUGGGUCAUUCACUCCCGUACGUUCUUUGACCGCUCCCUGGGUGAUGUGUGCUUACGUCUCAAGAUACGGUCGUGUCCUUCUUCCCCAGGCGAGAGAGCGACCCGAUCGAGGGCCCCCUUUAUCAGCAGGCGGACCUGCGGGACAGCAUCUUCAAUGAGGUCAAUGUGGAUCUGACGAGGCAGUGCGAGAACGCGCUGGAUCUGGCGGCGCUGGCGGCGCUCCACGCGGUGAGCGUGUUGCUGGACCGGUCAUCACACCCCGACCUGGAAGUCUUUCGCAUCUUUGAGGAGGCCAUCAGCGUCUUGACGGAGCGGCUCACCCAGUCGCUCAAAGAGUUCCGGACGGUGGGCUUUCGCGACAAGGCGUUCGACUAUGAGCCCGUGGAGAACAAGGCGCGGUCGAUCCGGGCGCGGCACAAGGAAGAGGGCGAACGCGCGGAGCAGGAGAACCGGGACAACACGUCGGCGCUUCUGGAGCUGCGGGACAUCGAGGACGAGCUUUUGACGCUGGUGCAUCUGUUCGAACGGCAGAGCAAAGUUGUGGCGACGAUGCACGCCACGUACGCGCGACCGGAGCUGCGGGAGCACACGGCCAACGGGCGCGUGUUCCUGUCUGAGGCGCUCAAGCGGCUGCGCGAGUACGCGCAACAGGCCGAUGAGAUGAUCGCGCGGGUGCGGGCGACGCGAGACGACUACGACAAGUUGCUGCAGAUGGUGCAGCGACAGGCGCAGGUGGACGAGGUGCGCCUCAGCCGGCUGCAUGCGGACCUGGCGAGUGCGCAGAGCCGCAGCGUCAUGAUCUUUACGACAUUUACCGUCAUCUUCCUGCCCCUGACCUUCUUCACUGGGCUCUUUGGCAUGAACACGCAGGAGUGGGGCGGCGGGAACAACUUGAGCCUCAAGACGAUUGGGUCGAUUGCACUGCCGGCGAGUUUCGUGCUCGUGGUGGGGAGCCUGGUCGUGGCCUUUAGCACGAACGCGCGGACGGUUUUCCGCUGGAUAGGAAGGGCGUACGGCCGGGGGCAGCGAUGGGUGUACGUCGUCUUGUGCAUGCCCGUGCUGGCCCUCGUGCUCGACUGGGGUCACGAGGUGCGUGAGAAAGUGUUGGCGAGAAGCGGUCGCAACGGCGAUGACGGCGAUGGCGGCGACACGGGGAAAGACGGGCGCCGGGGUAGACGGAGCGGAGCCGGGGCCCGAAGGAGGGCGGCGCUGCAGAAGGAGGCGAGCGACUUUUGGGAGAGGCACAGGCUCGAGCGCGAGAGGGGCUACCAUAUUCCCCAAGUGAAUCGCC
Molecule: messenger RNA, 4387 nt
Organism: Purpureocillium takamizusanense
Lineage: Eukaryota; Fungi; Ascomycota; Sordariomycetes; Hypocreales; Ophiocordycipitaceae
Exons: 4
Coding region: 173-3271 (1032 amino acids)
Source: RefSeq, a predicted model, not a curated record